Loxodonta africana (African savanna elephant) is the source of this 9225-nucleotide messenger RNA. It is a transcript of the gene ASPH, whose product is annotated as aspartate beta-hydroxylase. Bases 4617 to 6773 code for a protein of 718 amino acids. The transcript is spliced from 26 exons. Gene Ontology annotation, biological process: peptidyl-aspartic acid hydroxylation. The record is from RefSeq and is a predicted model, not a curated record. NCBI's taxonomy places the organism in Eukaryota, Metazoa, Chordata, Mammalia, Proboscidea, Elephantidae. Gene Ontology annotation, molecular function: peptidyl-aspartic acid 3-dioxygenase activity; protein binding. Gene Ontology annotation, cellular component: membrane; endoplasmic reticulum.
AAAAUACAGUAGUUGCAUUUACAGUUCAAUAUAGCUACAAAAAAAGCUUGAAAAUGCAGGUGCACAUGAGCAUUAUUGCACAACUAAUGAAAGGAAAAUGGUUUGUACGAUUGUGGUGUGAUAACUGACAUUAACUACGGGAGUAAUUAUGCCCCCCUUAACGGCCUUUGAGCUGCUCCCACACAGGUUUCACUCGGCGCCUGCUGAGUUGUCUUUGUUGCUUUGGUAGUAUUGGCUGUUAAAAGCUGGGUUUAGACGGUCUAACUCAUAUAUUUGCUUUGGAGACUACAGGUCGUUGAAACUUUUUUUUUUAAGAACCACAUUUUUAGUAUCUCAUGAUAUUCUACAUUAUAAAUGGACCCAAACAAGCAGAGCUUUCUUAGCAGGUGUUAUGGAUUAAAUUUUAUCUCCCCCAAAAUGUGUAUCAACUUGGCUAGGCCAUGAUUCCCAGUACUUUGUGGUUGCCCACCAUUUGGUGAUCUAAUGUGGUUAUCCUAUGUGUUGUAAAGCCUAAUCUCUAUGAUGUUAAUGAGGCAGGACUCAAUCUACAGCAGUAGUUUGUAUUUUGAGUCAGUCUUUUUUGAGAUAUAAGAGAGAAGCCAGCAGAGAAGAAAGAGACCUAAUAUCACCAAGAAAGAAGCACCUGGAGUGCAGCGUGUCCUUUGGAGCCGGGGUCCCUGCACUGAGAAGCUCCUAGACUGAAGGAUGAUUUUUUUUUGAAAGUGAAAGAAGAGGCUUUAUUUUGUGGGCCAAACAAAGAAGCACACUGGGACUUGGGCUGCCAAGAUGGCUCCCUGAACAAUGGCCGAAAUAGUAUUAAGGGAACGGUCCUGGGGAACAGAGCAAGGUCAUUGUUUGGUCUAGCCUGAAAAAGACGUUCCUGGGGCGGUUCCGUUGUCUGCUCAGUAAAAAAGGGAGUCUCUCAAACUGGAUCUUAGGCUUGGACCCUUCUCUCCUGAAAGUCCCCAAUGUUGGUCUGCUAAAGUUUGGUUCCGCUGGUGGGAGAAAAGUUCCAGGGUCACUUGGAAGGACGGGGUUGAUGUUUCUGUGCAUGUCAGGUGGGCCAGAUUAGGUCAGGGGAAGAUUUUGACAACAAGGACCUUCCUCCAGAACCAACAGAGAGAGAGCCUUCUCUAAGAGCUGGCCCCCUGAAUUCAGACUUUCUACAUUUCUGUUGGUUGAAGCCACCGCCACCCACUUGUGGUAUUUCUGUUAUAGCAGCACUAGAUGACUAAGACAGAAGGGCUAUGAAAUCUGUGGUAGGAAUGAAAGAGUGAAUGGCAAUGAAUUGUAUGUAUUCAGAAAUCUGUUAAAAUUCUUGUGCUAAGAUAGCUACAGAGAUGUUUCAGCAUGUAUGAAGAUGUGAUUUGGAAAGCUAAUUAGGUUUGGGUUUAUGACAAGAUCAGAACAAAGGGGAAAAGGUCACUGGAGAUGAAGAAGUGAAGGUAAGAGAACCUGUGACAUUGAUGCUGGCCACGUGGAUAUUGAAAUCCCUUGGUUAUGGCCGGAAUUGAGGUGUAGAAGACGACUUCAUCAAGUAAGGGGAAUCGCUGGAGGUUGGUGGGUAACAGUGAUAAGGCAGAGUAGAGGGUGUAUAAUUGGAUGGCAUGUGCCUCAAAGGAACAGGGUUUUGUUUUUGUUUUUGGUUGUUUGUUUUAUUCCUUUUUAGAGAGUAGGGAAAUGAUGGUCUGGAAGUUGUAGUGGGAAGCAAGAGCUACUUCUUCCCCCUGUUCCAGACCCCGAGAAUUCAGGAAGAAUAGUGUAGUAGUGCAGUGAAUUCCCUCGAGUAUGGUCCUUAACUAGCAACAUCCACAUCACCUGGAAGUGUGUUAGAAAUGCAAAUUCUCAGGCCCCAUCCCAGACCUACACAAUCAGAAACUCUGGGAUCUGUGUUUCAACGAGCCCUCCAGGUGUCAGAUGCACUCAAACGUUUGAAAACCACUGCAGAAGGGUUAGAUGAUUAGAGUGAGAAGAGGGAUGUAUUCAGCACUGACCCACAAGAAUAGGGACGGGAGGUUUCCAACCCGGUAGUCUUUGGAGGCAGACAAAGCCCUGGGCUCAGUGGACAUGGGUCUUGGCUCUAGUGAUGUCGGGUGGUGACAGGUUUUUAAUCAUAGCCUCAGGGCACAUGUUAGAGUUUUGGUCUCUGCUUGGUCCAAGGAGUUGCUAUUAGUUCCAGCAGCCAUUACAAGGAAGAGUUAAUUUUAGUUGUGUUUGGUAGUGUUUUUUUUAAAACAUGAUUUGCUGUAUAAAUUUAAAUUUAUUUUUAAACAUUUCAUAAACAUUCCCCAUUAUAAAAAUGUGUUGCUGUUGUAAGAGAUGUUGUUGUUGUUAGCUGUUGCCAAGUCAGUCCCUGACUCAAUAUGACCCCAUGUACAAUGGGAUCAAACUAUUGUGAUCCCGUAGGGUUUUUAUUGGCUGAUUUUUGGAAAGUAAGUUGCUAGGCCUUUCUUCCUAGUCUGUCUUAGUCUGCAAGCUCCUCUGAAGUCUGUUCAGCAUCACAGUAACAUGCGAGCUUCCAUUUACAGAUGAUGGCUGUACAUGAGGAGUGUCGGCUGAAAAUUGAACCUGGGUCUCCCACUAGAAGGCAAGAAUUCCACCACUGAACUUCCACUGCCGCCCAUUACAAGAAAGAGUUGCUGGAAAUUCAGAAAGUGUUUUUCCUUUGAAGUUAAGAAUUCUUUAAAAACAUGCUGUAAUAGAUUAAAUGAUAGCUCAGAGAGGUUUAUGCUGAUUAGAAAACAAAAACAAAAACCCAUUGUCAUCUAGUGAAACUAAGGAGAGGAGACAUUUUAUUGAAACGACUAUUCAGCUGUUGGAAGAGCCAAAAGGAGAGGUUUAACUAUAGGAUGUGUGAUAAGGGUUUGUUGAGGUGAAAUGAGGAGCUGUGGUGAAGAUGCCUUGGAACUGCGGCACCCUCAUAUUUAAUAGCUGUGAUGCUUGCUUCAGUUCAGCAUUUGGCCACAGACCUGCAAUUUAGAAUGCAGCUGGCCUUGUGCAGGCCUGUUAAGGGGAGAGGAGAAGAAACUCUAGAAGCUAUGGCAGAAUUGGGGGCAGGCUAGGAUCAUGAAAGAGCUGUGAAAUGGGAAUGAGGGGAUUUCUGUGCCAGUUCUGAUUGAUUCAAUAGAAACUUGAUUCUUGAAUUACUUCAACAAAUACUCACCUGCCUCAUUUGUGCCAAGACACAUUUUACAAGCGAGGGAGUUGAAUCUCAGAUGUUUAGGGACUGUCCCCAAAUCAAAGUUAUUGGAGAAAUCAGGUCCUGAAACCGUACAAGGCUGCCUCCCAUCUGUGUAUGGUGGCUUGGUUUUGGGUGGCCCUAUAAGGGGUCUCCUGUUGCUCUCACCAUUCCUCGAGAAACAACAAAAGAAAAAAAAGCUUUCUAAAUAUAUGUCUGGUGAAUUUGUAUGGUGGUGGAUGGUGGAUCAUCUUAAACCCUAUGGACAGAUGAUUUGUUGUCAUUUAACAUUUUAGCAAGUGCUGACUUCUGUGGUGCAAUGGUUAAGCGCUUGGCUGCUAACCAAAAGGUCAGCAGUUUGAACCCACCAGCAGCUCCAUCGGAGAAAGAGGUGAUAAUCUGCUCCUGUCAGGAUUACUACCUAGGAAACCGUAUGAGGCGGUUCUACUCCAUCCUGUAGGGUCACUAUGAGUCAGAAUAGACUCGACAGCACACUACUUAAGUGGGCUACUACUUAUCUGUCCUACACUGAUGACUGGUGUGUUGCUCUGAUGUUGGAAACUAUGCCACUGGUGACAUCUACUUCUGGUAAUUAGCCAAUGAAAACCCUAUGGAUCACAACAGAAUAUGGUGCAAUGUAGUGCUAGAAGAUGGCACAGGACUGGGCAGUGUUUCGUUCUGUUAUGCAGAAGGUUGCCAUGAAUUGGAGUCAACCCACCAGCAACUAACAACUUUAGUGGGAUGGAUCGGAUACUUGAGGAAAUGAGGGAAAUGGUGCUUGGUUGGAAGACACCUAAGACCCUUGUCAGCUGUGUUUUUUGGCCCUGAUGGUUGCUGACUCCUCUUCAGAACUUUUCAAGUUUAAUUUGCAUGUAAAGGCUUACAUUUCCGUGAAGAAAAACAAAGCAAACUUAUAAACAAUUUUAAAAGAUUGCUGCCUAGCUCUAGAUAUUGCCUGUACUAAAUUAGUCUGGGUUACUAAUCAGAGCUCUAAUGAAUUGUGUGAGCUGCUAAUCUUAGAUUGCUGAAUGAGUGGUCCUAAAAUUGGAUGGAUUUUAGUUCCCAGAAGAGGGAUUUGCAGAAAAGGGGUGCUGGAAAGUAGAGAAUAAUCAGAAUUUGGUUGUAUAAUCUCUCUGUAUUUCCCUUUCUCAGAUGAUAUCCCCCAACUCACUGCUCUUACAGCUAAACGCUUUCUCUUUUCCCUCUCCGCCCCUCCCAAUCUGCCUUCAGGUCCUUCCCUUCCUUUCCCCUCCCGUCCUACCCCCAGCCCUCUGCUUCCUUCUCCAGUGAGACAGUCCUUGCUGCUGCUGCUGCUGCCGCCGCUGCUUUACCACUGCACUGCUGUUGGAGGAAUUACUCCUGGGGUGAGACAAAGCAUGGAGGACACAAGAAUGGAAAGAAAGGAGGACUCUCUGGAAGUUCAUUUUUCACUUGGUUUAUGGUCAUCGCCUUGCUGGGUGUCUGGACAUCAGUAGCUGUCGUGUGGUUUGAUCUUGUUGAUUAUGAGGAAGUUCUAGCCAAAGCAAAGGACUUCCGUUAUAACUUAUCAGAGGUACUUCAAGGAAAACUAGGAGUCUAUGAUGCUGACGGGGAUGGCGAUUUUGAUAUGGAUGAUGCCAAGGUUUUAUUAGAAGAAAAAAGCUUAACUUUGUGCAUACGAAAUGCAGGACUUAAGGAAAGCUCCUCCUCAGAGCCAGCAGUGCCGUGGGAAGAGCUGGAGCCACGGGGCGCACCCAGGGAGCAGGCACCCUCUGGGGCAGAACCGCAGGAUAUCGAAGAAGACGUAAAAGAACAAAUUCAGUCCCUUUUCCAUGAAACACUACACACAGAACAUGGGGAAGACCUGCUUCGAGAAGAGGAUGAGCCAGCAAGAGAUCCGCAGCUGAAAGAUGAAGACUUCCUUACAGGAAGUCACGUAGAUGAUAAAAUUGAGAGCCUGGAAACUGAAACAUUUCAUGAAGAAACCGAGGACAGUUACCAAGUAGAAGAGACAGCUCCACAGGACUAUAGUCAGGAUGUGGAAGAGAUAAUAUAUGAACAGGAAAACCCAGAUUCCAGUGAACCAGUAGCAGAUGAGGAAAGACUACACCAUGUUGCAGAUGAUGUAACAUACCAGGUUUUUGAUGAACAAGUAUAUGAACCACUGGAAAAUGAAAGAAUAGAAAUUUCAGAUAAUGCUGUGGAAGAUUCAAACAUAAUUUCAGAAGAAGUAACUGCUCCCCCUGCCGAAGAGCAACAGGAAGUACCACCAGAAACAAAUAGAAAGGCAGAUGAUCCAGAACAAAAAGAAAAAGUUAAGAAAAAGAAGCCUAAACUUUUAAAUAAAUUUGAUAAGACUAUUAAAGCUGAACUCGAUGCUGCAGAAAAACUUCGUAAAAGGGGAAAAAUCGAGGAAGCGGUGAAUGCAUUUGAAGAACUAGUGCGCAAGUACCCACAUAGUCCACGUGCGAGAUACGGGAAGGCGCAGAGUGAAGACGAUUUAGCUGAGAAGAGGAGAAGCAAUGAGGUGCUUCGGGGGGCCAUCGAGACCUACCAGCAGGUGGCCAGUUUGCCCGAUGUCCCAGCAGACCUGGUGAAGCUAAGUCUGAAGCGGCGGUCAGAAAGACAACAAUUUCUAGGUCACAUGAGGGGGUCCCUGAUGACCCUGAAGAGAUUGGUUCAGCUCUUCCCCAAUGAUACUUCCUUAAAGAAUGACCUUGGCGUGGGAUACCUCUUGAUAGGAGAUAAUGACAAUGCCAAGAAGGUUUAUGAAGAGGUUCUGAACGUGACACCCAAUGAUGGCUUCGCUAAAGUGCAUUAUGGCUUCAUCCUGAAGGCACAGAACAAGAUUGCGGAGAGCAUUCCUUACUUAAAGGAAGGGAUAGAAUCUGGCCAACCCGGCACUGACGAUGGACGAUUUUAUUUCCACCUGGGAGAUGCCAUGCAGAGGGUUGGGGACAAAGAGGCAUAUAAGUGGUACGAGCUUGGGCACAAGAGAGGACACUUUGCAUCUGUUUGGCAGCGAUCCCUCUACAACGUGAAAGGACUCAAAGCUCAGCCGUGGUGGACCACGAAGGAAACGGGCUACACAGAAUUGGUGAAGUCCCUAGAAAGAAACUGGAAGUUGAUUCGCGACGAAGGCCUCGCAGUGAUGGACACAGCCAGAGGCCUCUUCCUGCCCGAGGACGAAAACCUGAGGGAGAAGGGUGACUGGAGCCAGUUCACACUCUGGCAGCAAGGAAGAAAAAAUGAAAAUGCUUGUAAAGGAGCUCCAAAAACCUGUGCUUUACUGGAAAAAUUCCCCGAGACAACAGGAUGCAGGAGAGGCCAGAUCAAAUAUUCUGUCAUGCACCCGGGGACGCACGUGUGGCCACACACAGGGCCCACAAAUUGCAGGCUUCGAAUGCACCUGGGCUUGGUGAUCCCCAAGGAAGGCUGCAAGAUCCGAUGCGCCGGCGAGACCAAGACAUGGGAAGAAGGCAAGGUGCUCAUCUUUGAUGACUCCUUUGAGCAUGAGGUGUGGCAGGAUGCCUCGUCUUUUCGGCUGAUCUUCAUUGUGGAUGUGUGGCACCCAGAGCUGACACCCCAGCAGAGGCACAGCCUUCCUGCAAUUUAGCCCGUGUUGCAGGCCCAGGACUCGCUGGAGAAAGGCUGUCUUUCUGGUUUUGUCUCCUUGGGUACAGGGAGAGAAGUUCAAACACCAAGGCUCUAAGUUCUCUUCACUCGCAGCCUGAAAAAUACCAAGCCUCUUCCUAGGGUUAGAAGACACUAAAUGGAUCGUCGCCUAGCUCCAAUUCAUAUAGGAAGGGUCCUGCUGUAUUUCAUCUCCUGACAGCACAAGUGUGAUGCCCAUAUUUAAGAUGAAUACGUGAUAGCGUCUACCUUGCCAGCCAAAGACCUUUCUUUCACUUAGAAGAGGUCUAAAUUGGUAUACAAUGAGAAUAUAUGUAGAAACUGUGAAUGGAGAGCUGUACUUUUUUCAUUUUUCUAUGCAAUUAUAUUUUUGUAGGAUAGCUAGACUAUUUUGUCGUUAGGCACCACUACUUUUUUAUUGUUGAUUUUAACGGCAAGCUGUGGACAGGUUUUACUUCUAGCUGUUUAAUGGUAACCUCCCUGGUAAAUACAGACUUUCCUCUUUUAAUUCUUUUUAGUAAAAGACACUCAAGUGAAAGAAGCAGUUUUAAUUUCCUAAUACGAAGGGCAAUGGUGUCAUUACGUGAAUGUCUAUGAACUGUACCGAUCUCUCCCCCUUGAGUCUGUUUUGCUUUGUUGUCUUCACUGAGAGUGAGUGUCUUAAUUAACUUCUCCCCUCACUGUGCUAUUGGCAAAUAGAGUGUCAAAGCUCUGAGAGGAAUUUUUACACCAAAAAAGGACAUGACUUCAUUUUAUAUUAAACUAGAAAAAUGCCACGUGUUUUUUUUUUUUUUUUUUUUUUGAUACCAAGUAUUAGGGCUAGGAGAAAAGUAACAUUUCUCAGAGUGAAAAUUUUCUCUGAGGAUCAGGUAGAUAAGAGGGUGCCAGGGCACCUGGCUUCUGGCAUAUUUGCCAUUUAUCAGACCCUGAAUCCAGAGUGUCACUACCUACCAUAGAUGCAUGUGGGUGACAAAAAAAAAGUCCCUUUGGUCCUUCAGAGCACCCCCAUCACAACUCUGUAGUAUUAAGGAUAGUGUAGGAUCUGUCUUGUGUGUCUGAUAUAGAGAUUGCUUUCCUCUUUGGAAGAGUUUGAAAGACUCUUCCAUCUCCCUGGCUUGAGAAACUUCUGCCAUUGAAACAUCAAGUGACACUUUGAAAUAGCAAUUCUUAUCCAUAGUUUAGUUUUAAUAUUACCCACAACAUAGAAAUAACAGUUGAAAAAUGGUCUCGCCUACUCAUUCCAAAGAUGAUCAAAGUCAUUAAUUUAGUAAAGUAUAAUGCAUUAAAUUUUGUAUUUGUUUAAAGGAGAGCUAACUAGAAAUGUUAGCCUUAAGAAUGUGAUGAUAUUCAUGCACUGAACUCUUAGCCAGUAUGAACAAAAAUGCUGAAGAAGUGACGCACAGAUGACCAGAUUCCAUUCACAAGUAGAGAACACAUUGUGCUUUCUUUUCCAAACAAGGACAAAGAGGAGGCUUUCUUUCUCUCAUUUAAAAAAUAAUAACAUUGAAAUUGACCAUUUUUGCUUUGCUCGACCUUAAGGACAUUAGCUUCCAGUAGAAGAGUUUGUAAAAUAUCUGUCUUGUUCCCUUCUGUUUUGCCAAUGUUAAAAAAAAAAAAAAUCCCACUAAAGUAGAUGAAGAGGCGUGGGAAGAAAAAUACCAAAAUGAAUCACCAAAGUCCCGAAGAAAAAGCAAACUCUUGAAAAAUAAAAAGGUAUUUGUGUCCUUGAGUAUUUAUUGAACAGAGGAAAUGACUGGACAAAGGACGAUACAAGCCAAUGCUCCGGUUGUAACAUUCGUGUCAGUUACUGAGUUUGGUUCCUGUGUGUAUGUUGCAUACACAGAAGGAAAAUGCACGCCAUAAGUUUUCAUUGUUGAGCCAUCAUCUUACAUUCAUUUAUGGAAAUUAUGGAAUAGAGUAAAAACUAGCUCUUAUUAGUAAGUAUAGUAUGGUGUUUAAAAUUGGAUCACUACAGUAGGACUCUAAAUAUUGCCAGUUGAGAAGCCAGAAUUAUUACCACUGUUGCAAGGUGUUAGCAAUAAUUAACUCCAAUAAUAUUUUAAAUACUUGGACCCCACAACUGUUGUAUAAAAACAAGUAAUAAAAUGGAUUUUCUAAUUCACUGUAAUUCAUAAUCUUUCUUCCCUAAGUCAUGGUAUAUAAGAAAAGUAUUUUAGUUGUUGCAUUGGUAGAAUUACUUCAGUAUUAUUUUGUGAUUUGAAAUGUCUACACAAGAUGACUUAGUUCCAUUUGUACUGUGAUGCAAUUGGUCAAGAAGUAUUUUUAAUUUCACUUCAGUUGUAUUUCUUCAAGACUGUAUUGCCUAUUGGAAAAUAAAAAUUACUUCUGUUAUUAUUGUCUAGCAGUAGGAAAAAAAUUAAACAUCAGCUUUGUUGAGAAAGAGAUUAAAUAAACGGCUAAGAUAAGUAAUAAUA